AUAUACAAAUAAAUAAGUGAAGAAUACGUAGACUUAAUGCUAAAAGCAUUCUCAUCGUGAUGAAGAAGAUGAAGGUCGGGGAAGUGGGCCGGCUGGUGGACUCGUCGCAGGCGGAUGACCGGCGCAUGAUCGCUCUAGUGCGCACGCGCCGCCUGCUGUACGCGCGCACCAACAUGCCCGUGGCCAGCUACUACGCGCAAGUGAAGGCGCUCUGGAAGGAGGUGGCUGACGAGAUGGGCUGGACUGUGGCGGAGGUCCGGCGCAAGUGGUCGCACAUCCGCAAUUCCUACUCGAGACACCUUCGCAACGAGCUGAGCGGCGCGCGCACGGGCCGCGGCCGCGCCGUCUCGCGCUGGUACCUGGCUGAUGACCUGGACUUCCUGCGGGAGCAUAUGGCCACUGACACGCGCUCCCCUCAAUACUCCGGCUACGUGCCCUCAUUCCUCACCCUGAACAUGUCGGAGCCAGCCUCCCCGGAGUCGGCCGACGUGAAGCCCUUCGCCAGCCCCUGGCUCUCGUCCCUGACGCAGCCGCUGCAGGACUACUCCCAGGGGAAUGAGGACAGUUCCAGCUCCACGGCGUUCAGUCCUGAUGAGAAUUCUUCGUAUUUCCAGUUCUUUCGCGGCAUUUAUAAUGAUUAUCAGGAGCUAUCACAAAAGAAACAGAGAAAGUUCAAGCGCUACUGUCUGAACUUCCUCCACGAUCUGCUGGAUGAAGAAGACCUCGAGCGAGCAGAGUUGGCCAAGACCCACGACCCAGCGUUACCCCAGGACCCCGGGUUACCCCAAGACCCUGGGUUACCCCAUAAAACCCCAUCCAGGCCUCCCGACCCAGCAGUGGCUCCAGUAACCAGUGGCAGUGUGAAGAAACAAACUGUAGCCAUCGUUAGUUCGUACUCUUUAAGUGACAAUGACAAUAAAAGUGAAGUUAUUACCUCUGAUUGAGGAAAGUUGUUGCAGAAAGUUUAAACUUG
Messenger RNA from Plutella xylostella (diamondback moth), 973 nucleotides. RefSeq lists its product as uncharacterized. Gene Ontology annotation, biological process: regulation of transcription by RNA polymerase II. Gene Ontology annotation, cellular component: nucleus; transcription regulator complex. Lineage: Eukaryota; Metazoa; Arthropoda; Insecta; Lepidoptera; Plutellidae. The record is from RefSeq and is a predicted model, not a curated record.